UAAUCCAGAGGGGUUUGUGGGACAGAUAGUUUUUAAAGCUAUAGGAAUCAGUUUAAAAUCUUGGAAUUCCGACUGAGGGGGCGUUUCUGUAAGAAUUUCCCACUUCCAAGUUCAAACGGAACUAGUAAUAGACACAACAUUAAUCAGUCAGUGCCCAUGGCGGUGUAGUGUGACGAAAAUAUAUUGUUCUGGCUUAUAUUAAUUAACAAAAAAGAAAUCGGCUCUCAGACGGGAGGCGGCUCCUAUCGUUCCGUAAAGGCCGAGUCGUUCGGAACGGACCAUCUCUGCGGAAUGCGCUAGGGCUGUACGGCGGCUGCUGGGAACAUGGGGGAUCGCACAGAAGGAGCUGGGAAACCGUGACUUUCAAACGAUACCAACAUAUGGACCCAGUACUCGGAGCGACUGAUUGAACCUUCCCAAAAAUGCGGUCUUCUCGGUAUAAGGGGUCUGGGCCCAGACAGCAGAACCAGUCAAAAGCAAGUAGUGGAAGAAGCUGCCAGUCACAAAACAGGGCAGGUUCCCAAGCUGGAAGAGGGCGCGGAAGAGGCUGCAGCCACCCACAGGGGGCUUCUGAAUCACUGGGUGGUGGAGCUCAAAGAAAGCUUUCUGGGACUCCAGCCACAAGUGUGACCCCCCCCAACUUGCAAGGAUAUGGUCGUCCACAGGGUUAUUCUCGUCAGUCAGGGGAUGGGAAACCAUUAAUGGGUAGUGGAGCUCAAAGAAUGCUUCCUGGCAAUCCAGCCACAAGUGUGACUCACCCCAACUUACAAGGACAAAGUGGGCCUUUCUCAGCGAGGAGAUGUGAUAGACCUAGUCGUCCACAAGCAGCUGAGGGCACCCAGUCCCACUUAAAGUUCAAGACUGGGUCUCAAAUUAGGAGUGGAGCUGACAAACCCAGACAUCAAGAAGGGACGCUCCCUGGACCCUGGCAGCGAAGAGUUCCUCUGAAAAGUACUCAGCUGACCCAGUCAGUAAACACAAGUGAGAAGCAAACUGGAAAAAGCAAAGAUAAACUCCAAAAGGAAUUCCCUGCAAGAGGCCCUCCCCAUCAGUCAAGUGGUAGUGGACCUCAGCGACGGUCUGAGAGCAGCCAAUCUGAAGCAGCAAAAGCAAUAAACCUCCAAUCACAAAGCAAAAGUCAGCCGCACAGUAGGAGGCAGUAUCCAACAGUCAGUCACCCACAAGGUGAGCAUCGUGGGAAGAAACUCACAAUGACUGACUCUCGAAACACCCCGGGCGGUUUGGCCCGGUCGUUCGGGAGAGGUGCUGGAGCAUGUGGAAGAGCACAAAGAAGGAUAAACCACUUUAAUAGACAAUUCCCUUUCGAAAGAGCUGCAGGAUUUGUAGCGCAUAGCAAAUUUCAUGGCACUACAUGGAAUCACCAUUCAAGGCAAUGGAGAACCCAGACAAAUGACAUUCAAUGGAAGUCUUCAUACAGGACAGACAAUCAGCAAAACCGGUCUAACAUUUAUAGACCUCUAAAGGAUACCUUGACUGAAACUGGAACUGAUUUUAGUUUAUAUUGCAAAAAUCAGCUAGACUUAUAUGCACUUGAGAAAAUCGAAAAACUGGGGGUGACUGAAAUACUUAUGAAUUUAGUAGCUCCUGGAAGUGGCUUUAAGGAGCUCCUGAAUAAGGAGGAUAAUUCCAGCGCUCUGACGACAGUCAUUUUUGAUAUCCUAAACAAGGCAUGCAGCAGUCAGAUGUACAAGGAGAAUAUACGGUAUCUUCUUAUGACCGUGAAAGAGUCUUUGUUUUUAACGAGGACUCUGCCUAAGUUUGUGAUGGAUUUGGGAAGGGAAGAUGAGCAUAUCAAGAGAGAACAAAGCAUUUCUAAACUGAACCAAAUCGUGGCCUUUUAUUUGCUCUUACUUGAAGAGUUCCCCUGCAAGGUCAAUGAUGUGUCCCUUUGUGCAGCUCUCCUACAAAAUGAAUAUCAACAUCUGCAUUCUAAAGGGCUAUUCAUUUCAGAGGAAUCAAAUGAUCGUCUACAGAAACUUCUAAAGAUGAUUGCUCAUUUGAAAGGAAAAAAUCCUGAAGGCAUCAUAAAGUCAGAUUCUCAUACCUUUGAAAAAAUUCACCAGCACGAUUCAGAUGUUGGGAACUGGAGAUCAAUGUCAAUUUUGCCAACCUGUAAGGAGGUAACCAUGACUCAGAGUUCAUCAGUUAGUGGGAAGUUUAAAGACAGCAAGACCUACCUGGAUUCACUCUUUCGUCUCCUUAGGGAGAGCUUUGUGAAGCCACUUAGAGACAGGAUCACCCGCCUUCUAAAGUAUGAUAAGAAGGGUUGGUGCCAAGGGAAUGUUGACUCAUCUUUAUGCAGUCACGUUUAUUUCGAUGUCCAUAUCGCUUCUCCAAUUUACACAAGCAAAGGAAUCAUCUACAAAAUUCAGUUUGACCCCAAAAACUUACAACUAGUCAACCUGGAGAGUUCAAAGGAACUAAUGUAUGGAACACUGUUGUGCCUCUCAAAGGAUGGUUUUGACACAAUCAUUUUUGCUACCAUCUGUAGUCAGGUCAUGAAUGAAUUGACUCAGGGUAUUUUGGAGCUCUGUUUUGAAGAAAGCAGAGCAGGAAUGGUAGACAUCACUCCACUGGAUACGUUUACAAUGGUUGACGCUACUGUGGUUUUUGAAAAUUACAGGCCUCUUCUUGAAAGUCUUCAGGAAGUGGCAGAACAAAACCUACCAAUGCAAAAAUACAUUGUGAGCUGUGAGACGGACAUCUCAGCACCGAAAUAUCUGCUGAAUCACCUGCAUCAGUAUAGUCUUCAGGCAUUGAUCAAUGAUAGCCCAGUCAAAGGAGAAGUUUCUGGUUUUGCACAUGAAGGAAUUAAUGAAAAAGGGGGACAAGAGUAUAGAAAGAAUGCCCUGAGUCAAAAGCACUUUCAGAACAUUUUAAAUUUCAGUGAGUGGCCAAGUAAGGAGGAGCUGAAUUUGGAUGACUCCCAACUGAAAGCUGUGCAGUUAGCCUUAACUAAGGAGUUGGCUGUCAUUGAAGGUCAAGCAGGAACAGGGAAAACGUAUGUUGGCCUCAAAAUUAUCAGAGCUUUCCUGGAUAAUUCCCAUCAUUGGGGGACAGGAUCAGAAAGUCUUCUUCUGGUGCUUUGCCACACAGACUAUACUUUGGAUACGUUCUUGGAAGGAGUACUUCAGUUUUUGCCAGGUGCUUCUGGGCUUGUCAGGGUUGGAGGGCAAAGCUCCAGCGGCAGUCUGAAGAGCGUCUCUCUGGAGAAUCUCAGGAGGGAGAUUUCCUUUAGAAAGAGCUUACCUGUGCACCUGAAAUUAAUGCAUAAGCAGCUGUUUGUUGAGAGAAGGAUCACGGAGGAAGAACUUGGGAAAGCUACUUAUUUGUUGGAAUGUUCUUCAAAAGGAAUCGUCCAUGAGAUGGUGCUGGCUAAGUACAUUGUUGCUCUUCAUGGAAUAAGCCUCGGGAAUGUAGAGCCUGGUGGUCCAUGUUCUCCUCAUGAAACGAAAAGCCAGUCAAUUAUGAUGGAAUGGCUUGGAGUCUCUAUACUGAGCAGUUCUUCAAGGCAAGGGGACAAUGAUGACUUUGGGGAUGAAGAGCUUAAGGUGGCUGGGCCAGGGGACAAUGAAAUGGACACGGCAUUCGGUAGCACCACAGAGACAGCAGAGGAUGACACAGUGGACGUCUACAGUGACAGUGCAGGGAAGACCUUGAGCGUGACAUCUGGUAGCGACAGCGAGACAGAGGAUCGGCCUGAGAGUGAAGAGGAGGGGGUUUUCAGUCGGCUCUCUAGUGGCAUGGAAGAACAAGAUGAGGAGGAAGCAGACACACUGGAACAAGAGACCCUGGAAGACACUGGUUGUGCAGACUUCAGUGAAAUUGACCCAGAGUGUAUGUAUUCAUCUGAUGAUGAAGAGGAUUUCCAAAUGGGUUGUGCUUUAAGUUCUUUAGUGUGACACUGUCCACCAAAAUCAGUGUAAUGAACUUGUAACUUAUAUAAUUCUAAAUAUAUCAAUAUUUUAAUGAACUUCUAUAUGUGUAAAUAUAUAGACUAGGACAUAUAUACAGUACUGUACAAAAGUCAUAGGCAGGCAAAGACAUUUUUAAGGCUAUUUGUCUAGGUAGUAUAUAUUUGCACAGAAAAAAACACAAUUUAACAUUUAAAAUUGUGCAAAUUAACAAUAACGCAAUAAAAAAUGCACAACAAUUUCUUCUGUUCUCCAAAAUGUUACUGGUAUGUGUUGAUGGCUAGAUGAACACCACUUCAGUUCCCAAGCUUCUCCUCAGGGGCACCUCAGCCAUUCCAUGCAUUUAAAAUUUCAUUUAACUAAUUAACUUAGUUUGGUAAAAUAACUUCUGUCAGGUGCUGAUUAGCCAGACAAGGUAGGGUAGUGGUCAUGUCAGAAAUACAUGGGUGUAUUGAAUAGUUCCUGCAAAUACUGGGUGAUUUUCAGAGAAAUUUUGAAGUAGCUAAGCUGACGUACUUUGACAGACAUCACAGUUUUACACAUGAAGAUCAUUUAAAAAACGUUUUCUUUGACUGCUUACUGUAAGUCUUUUGCAUAGUAUAUUGUACGAUAAAAAUGCAUGCAGUGCAGAUAUAAUUGUAUGCCUCAGAUCAUGCAUUUUUCCCCAACCAGGCAGUGGUACAGAGGACUGUGACACAGCUAUCAGCAGCGAUGAGGAUCUAGGCUUCCCUGCAAGCAAUGAUCCAAGAGUCUCCAGACGCUUCUCCCCAGUGGUGCCUCUGGAGGAUGGUGCUGGAGAACCGCAGUCUGUGGUAGGAGCC
This is a messenger RNA of Brienomyrus brachyistius, 4756 nucleotides long. Its product is annotated as NFX1-type zinc finger-containing protein 1-like. The record is from RefSeq and is a predicted model, not a curated record. Lineage: Eukaryota; Metazoa; Chordata; Actinopteri; Osteoglossiformes; Mormyridae. The transcript is spliced from 17 exons. Gene Ontology annotation, cellular component: nuclear RNA-directed RNA polymerase complex. Bases 423 to 3923 code for a protein of 1166 amino acids. Gene Ontology annotation, biological process: regulatory ncRNA-mediated heterochromatin formation.